AUGUCGAAGACGCUGAAGAAGAAGAAACACUGGCUCAGCAAGGUGCAGGAGUGCUCUGUGUCCUGGGCCGGGCCCCAGGGCGACUUGGGCGCCGAGAUCCGAGGCGGCGCAGAGCGCGGCGAGUUCCCCUACCUGGGGCGGCUUCGCGAGGAGCCAGGCGGGGGCACCUGCUGCGUCGUCUCGGGCAAGGCGCCCAGCCCCGGAGAUGUGCUGCUUGAGGUGAACGGGACGCCUGUCAGCGGGCUUACCAAUCGGGAUACCCUGGCUGUCAUCCGCCACUUCCGCGAGCCCAUCCGUCUCAAGACUGUGAAACCAGGCAAAGUCAUUAAUAAAGAUUUGCGACAUUACCUGAGUCUUCAGUUUCAGAAAGGAUCCAUUGACCAUAAACUGCAACAAGUGAUCAGAGAUAAUCUCUACUUGAGAACCAUUCCAUGCACUACGAGGGCCCCCAGGGAUGGGGAAGUACCAGGGGUGGACUAUAAUUUCAUUUCUGUUGAACAGUUCAAAGCACUGGAAGAGAGUGGAGCAUUGUUAGAAAGUGGAACGUAUGAUGGAAACUUCUAUGGAACUCCCAAGCCUCCAGCAGAGCCCAGCCCUUUCCAGCCAGAUCCGGUUGAUCAGGUCCUCUUUGAUAAUGAGUUUGACACAGAAUCCCAAAGGAAACGAACUACGUCUGUCAGCAAGAUGGAAAGAAUGGACAGCUCUCUUCCUGAAGAGGAAGAAGACGAAGACAAGGAAGCUGUUAAUGGCAGUGGAAAUUCAGAAAGCAGAGAAAGGCAUUCUGAAUCAUCUGACUGGAUGAAGACCGUCCCAAGUUACAACCAAACAAAUAGCUCCAUGGACUUUAGAAAUUACAUGAUGAGAGAUGAGAAUCUGGAACCACUGCCCAAAAACUGGGAAAUGGCCUACACAGAUGCGGGGAUGAUCUAUUUUAUUGACCACAAUACCAAGACAACCACCUGGUUGGAUCCCCGCCUUUGUAAGAAAGCCAAAGCCCCUGAAGACUGUGAAGAUGGAGAACUUCCUUAUGGCUGGGAGAAAAUAGAGGACCCUCAGUAUGGGACAUAUUAUGUUGAUCAUCUUAACCAGAAGACCCAGUUUGAAAAUCCAGUGGAGGAAGCCAAAAGGAAAAAGCAAUUAGGACAGGCUGACAUUGGGUCUUCAAAACCAGAUGUGGAAAAAUCACACUUUACUCGAGAUCCAUCCCAGCUUAAAGGUGUCCUGAUUCGUGCAUCACUGAAAAAAAGCACAAUGGGAUUUGGUUUUACCAUCAUAGGUGGAGAUAGGCCUGAUGAGUUCCUGCAAGUGAAAAAUGUGCUUAAAGAUGGUCCUGCAGCUCAGGAUGGGAAAAUUGCACCAGGUGAUGUUAUUGUCGACAUCAAUGGCAACUGUGUCCUUGGUCACACCCAUGCAGAUGUUGUCCAGAUGUUUCAGUUAGUACCUGUCAAUCAGUAUGUAAACCUCACUUUAUGUCGUGGUUAUCCACUUCCUGAUGACAAUGAAGAUCCCGUUGUGGACAUUGUUGCUGCUACCCCUGUCAUCAAUGGACAGUCAUUAACUAAGGGAGAGACUUGCUUAAAUACUCAGGAUUUUAAGCCUGGAGCAAUGGUUCUGGACCAGAAUGGAAAAUCAGUACACACCCUGACCAGUGAUCGUCUCAAUGGACAGUCAGAUCCAAGUGAGCAGAGAACAUCCAUGGCAUCAUCAGGCAGCUCUCAGCCUGAACUAGUGACUAUCCCUCUGAUUAAGGGCCCUAAGGGCUUUGGGUUUGCAAUUGCUGACAGCCCAACUGGUCAGAAGGUGAAAAUGAUAUUGGAUAGCCAGUGGUGUCAAGGCCUUCAGAAAGGGGAUAUAAUUAAGGAGAUUUACCAUCAAAAUGUACAGAACUUAACACAUCUUCAAGUGGUAGAAGUGCUAAAGCAGUUUCCAGUGGGUGCAGAUGUACCUUUGCUUAUCUUAAGAGGAGGUCCUCCUUCACCAACUAAAACUACCAAAAUGAAAACAGAUAAAAAGGAAAAUUCAGGAAGUUUGGAGGCUAUAAAUGAGCCCAUUCCCCAGCCUAUGCCUUUUCCACCCAGCAUUAUCAGGUCAGGAUCCCCGAAAUUGGAUCCUUCUGAGGUCUACCUGAAAUCUAAGACUUUAUAUGAAGAUAAACCACCAAACACCAAAGAUUUGGAUGUUUUUCUUCGAAAACAGGAAUCAGGAUUUGGCUUCAGGGUUCUAGGAGGAGAUGGACCUGACCAAUCUAUAUAUAUUGGGGCCAUCAUUCCUCUGGGUGCAGCUGAGAAAGAUGGUCGUCUCCGUGCUGCUGAUGAACUGAUGUGUAUUGAUGGAAUUCCUGUUAAAGGGAAGUCACACAAACAAGUCUUGGACCUAAUGACGACUGCUGCUCGAAAUGGCCACGUGUUACUAACUGUCAGAAGAAAGAUCUUCUAUGGUGAGAAACAACCUGAAGAUGACAACUCGCAAGCCUUCAUUUCGACACAGAAUGGAUCUCCCCGCCUGCACCGAGCAGAAGGCCCAGCCAGGCCUGCUCCCCAGGAGGUUUAUGAUGUUGUAUUGCAAAGAAAAGAAAAUGAAGGAUUUGGCUUUGUCAUCCUUACCUCCAAAAACAAGCCACCUCCAGGAGUUAUUCCUCAUAAAAUUGGCCGAGUCAUAGAAGGAAGUCCUGCUGAUCGCUGUGGAAAACUGAAGGUUGGAGAUCAUAUCUCUGCGGUGAAUGGGCAGUCAAUUAUUGAACUGUCCCAUGAUAAUAUUGUUCAGCUGAUCAAAGAGGCCGGUGUCACCGUCACACUGACGGUCAUUCCUGAAGAAGAGCAUCAUGGUCCACCAUCAGGAACAAACUCGGCCAGGCAAAGCCCAGCCCUGCAGCACAGGCCCGUGGGACAGUCACAGACCAACCAUAUACUUGGGGACAGAAGCGCCCUAGAAGGUGAAAUCGGGAAAGAUGUCUCCACUUACAGACAUUCGUGGUCUGACCAUAAGCACAUUGCCCAGCCUGACACAGCAAUGAUUUCGAUUGUAGGCACUCGGCACAAUCAGAGCCUUGGCUGUUACCCAGUGGAGCUGGAGAGGGGGCCCCGAGGCUUUGGGUUCAGCCUCCGUGGGGGAAAGGAGUACAACAUGGGGCUGUUCAUCCUUCGUCUUGCUGAGGAUGGUCCUGCCAUCAAAGAUGGCAGAAUUCAUGUUGGUGACCAGAUUGUUGAAAUCAAUGGGGAACCUACACAAGGCAUUACACAUACUCGAGCAAUUGAGCUCAUUCAGGCUGGUGGAAAUAAAGUUCUUCUUCUUCUGAGGCCAGGAACUGGCUUGAUACCUGACCAUGGUGAUUGGGAUAUGAAUAAUCCUUCAUCUCCAAAUGUGAUUUAUGAUGAACAGUCACCAUUUCCCCCAUCUUCACAUUCUGCUUCCAUAUUUGAAGAGUCUCAUGUGCUGGUAAUUGAAGAACCUUUAAUGAGAGUUCAGAUAUGUGAAAAGGCAGAAGAUUUGAAGGACAUUGUGCCUGAAAAGAAAAGCACUUUAAAUGAAAAUCAGUCUGAGAUAAAGCAUCAGUCUCUUGUCCAGAAAAAUGUGAAUAAGAGGGAUCCACCCAACAGUCAUGGACACAGUGAGGAGAAAAAUCUAUCAAAAGUAGAAAACGGUGUAACACAAAGAGGUCGAUCAGCUAGUCCCAAAAAGCCAGCCAGGCGAUGUGCGGAGGCACAUCUGGAAAAGAUUCCAGGUCCUCUGAAAACUGACCCCAAAAGAAGACCUAGAGAUCGAUCACUCAGCCCCAGGAAAGGGGAGAAUAAAAGUUCCAUCAGCACCAGAGCAGGGGCGGGACGAGGUCCCUGCAGAAAAAGCCGAGAACGGUCUGCUAGCCCAAGGAAGCAGCAAAAAAGUGAAGGAAGCGGAGAGCAACCAAAUGCUGAAGCCAAACUACUAGAGGGUGAGAGCCGACGAACAGGCGGCCGUGCUAGUGACAGUGCUGAGCAGAUGCAGGAAGGGAAAGAAACAUCAGGUGGCAUCAAGAAAGAUACAAAGCAUAGUCAGCCUGGAAAAAACAGAACGAGGUCUCCAGAGAAAAAAAGCAAGCAACUAGAUGAAAAGUCUCUUCCAUCCAAAAAGACUAAUAACACUGUUAGACGAGUAGUAUCUGAAACUGAAAAAGGACAAAAAAACACCGUAGGAGAACUAAGUUCUAGCAAAGAUAGAAUAGGAGAAAAUGUCAGAAUCGCAGAAAAGCAGCAGAAGCAGGAACCUGAAGAGAGAAUAAUUUUAAAUAAAAUAGAAGAUCACAAAGGCAAAGAACUGGAGGCAGCUGACAAGAACAGAGAGGGUGGGGGGCUCAAACCUGAAAGUAGUUCUCCAGUUAAGAAAACACCAAUAACUCCAGGGCCCUGGAAGGUACCAAGUGCAAAUAAAGUCACGGGCACUGGGGUGGCCGAGAAACGGCUGUGA
Orycteropus afer afer is the source of this 4440-nucleotide messenger RNA. RefSeq names its product membrane associated guanylate kinase, WW and PDZ domain containing 3 (gene MAGI3). Bases 1 to 4440 code for a protein of 1479 amino acids. Gene Ontology annotation, biological process: signal transduction. The record is from RefSeq and is a predicted model, not a curated record. NCBI's taxonomy places the organism in Eukaryota, Metazoa, Chordata, Mammalia, Tubulidentata, Orycteropodidae. The transcript has 21 exons. Gene Ontology annotation, molecular function: protein binding. Gene Ontology annotation, cellular component: cytoplasm.